This is a messenger RNA of Xyrichtys novacula (pearly razorfish), 7837 nucleotides long. NCBI's taxonomy places the organism in Eukaryota, Metazoa, Chordata, Actinopteri, Labriformes, Labridae. The record is from the annotation of a GenBank genome assembly.
CUUCUUGUACGCGUUCAAGGUGCGCGAAAGACCCUUUUGAACGAGGAUCGCAUCAUGAGUGCCUGUCGCUUUUAGUAGCAAACGCGGUUUAUUUCACGUUUAAAGCCGUUUGGACUUUACCCUGCAGAUUCAUAAUAAAUGUAAGAUGGUUAUGAGCUGUUUUCUUUAUUAGACUCGAUAAUCUUUGGCAAAUGUAAAGUAGUGCUCCUCGAUAGACUUGGUCAGCAGUACGGAGAAUUCGAUCGAAACAACGAAAAUCAAACAAAACAGCUCAAACUCGUUAAAUUAAACAUUUAAUUCGCAAAAGGACACGAAUCUUGACACUGGAGGCAUGAAUAAGCGUGAAGGUAAGCCUAGCUUUCGAUUAAAUAGAAAAAACCUUGUUCGUUAAUGCCAACUGUUUGGAAAUAACUCAAAAAACCAACAACUUAAGAGCUAAAACUAACAGUUUAAAGCCUGCAUGUAUUAUUCAGCUGUUACUAGAAAAUUAUGGUUAUAAAAAUGGAAUUAUCUUCGUUUAAACUGCUAGUUUCAUGUUUCAUAAUGCAUCAACUGUUUCAAGGGGUGACAAGUCAGGACUGCAGAGAGGCCAGUUUAUCAGCAGGACUCUUCUACUACAGAGCCAUGAUACUGCUGCUUUAAUCUGCAGAAUACUGAAAUAUGCAAAGUCCUCAUUAGAAAAGUCAUUGUCUGGAUGGCAGCAUGUGUUGCUCCAAGCCUAAUGUCUCCUUCUCUGCCGUCCCUCCAGGUGACAGAGGUUCCCAGAGACACAGUGAAGCAGCGCAGGAUAAGGUUGUCAGCACCAACCCCUCCUCACCUGUAAUCGCUGCUUUCAGAGGUAAAAACAUGGUCCAUGUGUUAUCCAUCCAUUCAAUUAUUCCAUUCAAUCUAGUAAACGAAAAAACGAGUUAAUAUUUUGUGUAGUUGUUUUUCUGUAUAACCCAAAAAUAUAAAAAUAGUGUUUGUUUUUGUAUUUUCAGUUCAAAACAGAAUAUAUAAUAGACCCUUGUUUCUUUAUUUUCAGUUUUCCAGCAGGAGUUGGACACCAAACAUGACAAAUAUGAGCGCCUUGUUAAACUCAGUCGAGACGUCACAAUCGAGAGCAAGAGGACUAUUUUUCUUUUACACAGAGUCACCAGGUAAAUUUAUUGAUUUGAUACAGUUUACACAGGAAAAUAGUUGUAUUUUUUUUUAUUACAUUUAAGCUUUAGCUCCAUUUUAGUGGAUCUGUUUUUCUGUUUUAAAGGAGCUUGAAGAGAGCUCAUGAUUUUUACCAAAAAGUAGUACUAAAAAGCUGUUGGUAUAAUGAGCAUCAGUAAAAACACUCCCACGGCAUAAAUCUUUAGGUCAGUGUGCAACAGUGUUUAAAUGUUUGAAGGAGAAGUAUAAUAAAGACAUUUAACAUUAAUUGAAAUGUUCAGAAAUAAUUAUAAAUUUCUGUCUGUCGAAAAAAUAAAAAAAUAUGACUCUAACGAUUUGAAGACCAACUUAAAAUACUGGAAAACGUACAUUAAUAAUGUUUUACUUUCUCCUGUCUCUGGAUUUAAAAGUGUACCAGACGCAGAGGAGAUCCUGAAGGAGGCAGACGUGAAACUGGAUGGAGUUCGGCAGAAAAUCGGUCAGAUUGCUGAAGAGCUGCAAGGAGAGGACAUCCAUCAGUUUCACAGAGCUUUCACACCAGGUCAGUUUCUGUAAAUCUUUUCUUUAUUUGCCCAGUAUAACUGCAGUGUUUUUUACAUGUUGUAUAAGUGUGGAUGUAACAAACUGUAAGUUAAGUUAUUCAGGAAAAAAAACAGUCAGCAUACUGUUGCCAAAAAAAUAAAAAAAUAAUAUGAAUGUUUUUUUACUAUUGAAUCCAAACCCCAGUUUCAAUAGAGUUAUGGCACUGUGGAAAACAUCGCUGAAAACAAAUUUAGAUGAUUUGAAAAUAUUUUAAAACCUUUGUUUGUCAGAAUUUUACAGUUUCCUGGUUUUGGGCAAGUGGCUCACAGGGAGAGUCUGUCUUCUCUCAGUUUAAAAGGUCAGGGGUUAAAUCCCUGGUUGACCACAAAUCCGCCCCAAUCACUUACUGUGAAUAUUACUUAACACUGUUGACACUCGCUCAAGUUUAAAGGCAGCCUUUUAACUUGAGUAAUGUAGAUAGGAUGCAGAAGUGCUAAAAACUGCAGUUCUUCGUGUGUCCACUUGGGGCUGGCAGCAACAGCACCAGAAACCACAUACACACUCAUCCCACAAAAAUAAACAUGUUUACUGUCCCGUACGAAAACAGUUUAAUCAGAUCAUUUCUCUAUAAACACACAAUGUUAAAAAUAGGGGUGGGAGAAAAAAUCGAUACAGUAUAGUAUCGUGAUAUUUUGUCUGGUGAUAUGUUGUAUCGUCUCAUUAACCAAGUAUCGAUUUUUCAAAUUAAUUGCUAAUAUGAAGAUAAAUCUAUGAUAAUGGAAAAAAUAGAAUCAACUGUUUUUCUACUGAGGUUGGCAGAGGAUACAGCAGGAGAAAAUUAGUACAACAAAUAUAUAUAUAUAUUUUUUUUUAAGGUUUGCAUGAAAAAAAGAAACAGUGUACAUAAGACAAACAAAGGAAAGCCAAAUGCUAAAUUAGCUAAACAUUUAUAAAUAGCAAUAUAUUGUAUCAAAAUACUCACUGUAUUGCAAAAUGUUAAAAAUCGCAAAAAUACCGUAUCGUGGGGCCACUAGUGAUUCCCAACCCUCGUUAAAAAUAAGAAGUAAUGAAUCUAUUUAACGCAAAAACUUCAGAUAUUUGCUGUUUUUUGUUUAUUAGUGUGUUAAUUUGUCAAAUGAGCAAGACAUUGUUAUACGCUCUAUCUAUCUAUCUAUCUAUCUAUCUAUCUAUCUAUCUAUCUAUCUAUCUAUCUAUCUAUCUAUCUAUCAAUCAUUUCUCGUAUGGAUCUAGGUUUCUAUAUUAUUGUUUGUUUGUAUGUAGGUGAUGUUGUAUUGUUUGUGUUUGUGUAGUACGUGUUGUUGUUAUUUGUGCUUCAGAUGUUUGGUAAAGUCCCUGUUGGUGUGAGAGCGUGACCUUGAUGCAGGCCGUGAUCUGAUAGACACACCCUCUGAUAAACAUGUUUUCCCUCCAGCAUCUCUAUCAGUGUUUGUUAGCGUAGCCGAAAUGUCUGCAGAGUUUGGAGGAAAACAUUACUGUGAACGAGGCUGAGCUGUUAUCUGGCAGCUGGGGAAGUCAUUUUUAGAUUGUGGUCACUCAGGAAUCACCGCUGCAUCCUCCGCGACGUGACCAGUGGCAGUUCCCAACAAUUAGACGCUUCAUUUUUUUCCAUUUUUAUCAUCUUUAUUAGAUUGAGUCUGGGCCCGCUGCACAGGCUCUGCAGAUAAACUUGGCUGGACGUGAAGUCUCCAGGCAUGUGUAAUGGCUCUGCUCUUCUUAUAAAAGCUACUUUAAAGAUACUGAGGGCUAUAUCUGAACGUAAUUGCCGUUGAUAACAGGGCAGCGCGGCUCUUUGAAAAGCUCUUUAGCUUGACCCAGCUAGCUGCCAUGAAACACCCUGGACAUAAUGUACUGGUGGAGCUUUUUUCCCAGGGUUCACCUGCAACUCAGUGUCCUGCUCUGUGGUCAAACAUUAAGCUCACUGUCUACUACGACAUGACAACCGUUCAUGUGCUACCAUGCAAACACACGCUCAGCCUUUGACUUUUCCAACCUGCUGUACCAAUAACAUCUUGAAUUUUCCGGUGGGUUUUCCUCGAGUCAUUGUUUAGAUGUAAAAUAUUUCUUUCAGGGUCUCAGUGACCAAAGGUAGCUUCUGCCUCAGAGUAAACACGAGCCGCUCCUGGCAGUAAACUCAGGAACUGAACUCCGCCUGCUGCCUCAAAGCCUGUGUAACCUUUUCAUGUCAUAUCCUGUCCGCCCCGAACACUGCUGGUGUAUUCUCUCUGAAACAUGGUCACAGCUGUGGAGCUGCAGUUAUCAUUUUCUAGAAACAGAGUCAGGUUCUCACAGAGUCACCGAGUCAGGGUUAAGGCUGGAAAACUUAAAGCUCCUAUAAGAAGUUUUAAUGAAACAGACUAAAUUCAUAUUGAUACCUUUUCUAGAUGUAAACGAGACCAUCAGUGACAAGAUUUAGGAUUUUUUACAUCGAAGGUUUUAAGUCUGAAACCAGUGCGAGGGGGUUGGUGUAACACGAGCAACUUAAUGAAAAGAAAGCCCAGUUUUUACAAUGUCUACAUAACAUAUUCAAAAUUUAAUUGUCCAAAGUCAGGAUGAUUUUUGUGACAAUCACUACUAAGAAUAUCGGUUCCUCACAAGAGCUCUAAGUAUCAUAAAAACAGGAGUAAAAAUCGAUUAAAGAGCAAAAAGUUCAACAGUAAAAUGCAUCUUUUUUUUAACAAUGUAAAUCUGUAUCAACUUAAAGCUCCUGUGAGGAGUUUUUGAAUGAUCUUAAAACAGACUCAUACUGAUAUUGAGGUCUUCUCUUAGUUUACAGAAGCAAACAACACCAUCGGGUUUGUUAAUACCACAUUAAAUCAUAUUUUUUAUCCAGACUACCACCUUUUUUAAACUGUUUCAGGUAUUUUUUUUAAACUUAACCUCAAAAACUUGACGUGGUUACUAUAAUAAAUCAAAUAAAUGUAGCUUUGCUGAGUUUGGGCACCAAGAAUUACUUUAUGUUUAGGAAAACAAAUUUGUUCAGUCCAAAAUGAAAAAAGCAAAUUGAACAAACUAAAAGUCAGGAAAAUAAACUAGUAAGAAAGUGCCAGGAACUGCAGUUCCUCAAAUCUCCACUAGAUGGUGGCUCCAAAAGAGAAUCACCCCCAUUAAGCCCAAAGUACAAAAACGUUUUGAUCUCUCUAACUAACUUUUCUAUUCGUGACAACUUUGAAAUUAUUAUUUUUCUGUGUGUGUUUUACUACUAUGUCUACAUUAAAUAUUUUUAAAUGCGUGUAAUUAGGGGCGUGGUCUCUUUGAGUGACAGGUGGGAGCUGCUUGUUGUCUGCUAGGUGUUACCUCAGCUAAAUCAGUGUUUGAACUUUACCUCUGGGCUGUGAAUGUCAAGUUUUUAAUCUAGAUAAGACUGGUGUCCAUUUUUUACACUCAGUUAAAUUCAAACAUUGUUUUAUUUUUAUUUAAAGCAUUAAUAAGCAGUUAUCUGUGUCUGUGCUUCAGCCUAUCAUCCUGAUAAAGUCACUUGAGGCUCCUGAAAACCCUGGCACAGCAAAAUAGCCAAACUCCAGGCUUCAAAAAGACAGUCAACAAACAAACGGGUGACGUCUUGGUUACUUCAUCAGUUAUUUAUACUGUCUGUGCACACAACGCACUGUACUUCCCUCUGCGUACAAAGAGAGCUGUGUUGUUAGCUCAGCUAAAACCAACAUAGACGUGCUGUGAAUGUGAAAUCAAGUUGACUUACAAGCAGCAGAGAAGAAUAAAAACAUUUAUUUAAGCAGUGCUGAAUUAAAAAUACAAAAAUCUCUCCUGAAGUGACUGAGCUGCUUUUACUUAGUGAGGAAAUGUUCAUGAGCUGUUCAGUUUCUAACCAGAACAGUCGCCCGGUCCACUGGGUUUGUGAAUCCUGCUGCAGUUUGGUCUAAAAAGAGUGAAAGUGAUCCAGAGAGCUGCAGAGAUGGUCCCUGCUCUCCUCCUCCUCCUCCUCCUCCUCCUCCGCUCUCUGCAGCGCUCUGCGGCGAGCUCCGCAGAGAUACGAGCCGCUUUGAAGUCGGAGUGCAGCUCUGAAAGCAAACUUCAGACACAAAGUCUUCCGUCCUGUGAUUAUUUGAUUGUUGUUUGCUCAGGGCCAGAAAACAAACGAGGGGUCAUCUCAGCCCAAUACAGAAAAAAAUGGCGACUGUUGUUCGAUGAAGACAGUGAGAGGAAACAGGUUUUAUUUGAAUCAUUAUCUGCAUCUGUGAUCUGUACUAGUGUGCAGACACCGUGGACUCUUUAAACACACUGUUACUAUUCUUAAAUCUGUCGCUCCUUUUAUAUCACAAGUGUUUCUGCAGCGUGCUUUGAAUUGUCCUGUUGAUCAGAUAAAAUCCUCACAAUAGCUUUAAUGUAGUCGAAGGACCUCAGCUAUGAACUCGGAGUAUUACCGUUGACUUAAUUGAACUCUAAAUGAAUGAACUGAAGGGUUACAGCAGGAGAGACCAGCUGGACUGCAGGGACAGAGCUUCAGUUUGAAGGAAAUUUAGUAGGGCUGGGACCAUAUGCUUUUCUCCUGAUUUGAUUCUUCUACGAUUUUUGGGAUGUCGAAUUGCGAUUCUACGAUAUUGUUGAUUUUAUUGUCGAUUUUUAGUCUGCAAUUUUAACACCAGUGUAACAGUUGAAUGAUUAUUGUGGGAGUAAAUCUGAUUUUGAAUUUGAAUUUCUAAAGCUGAAUUUUUUUGCAUCAAAAUCAAACUUUGAAUUUCAAGCAUGCAUUUUUAUUUCUGACACUUAUUUUUUCACAAUUCAACUUUAGAAAUUCAAAUUCAAAAUCAGAUGGCACAGAUUUACUUCCAUACAGUAUGACUGUCUACUGACUACUCCAGGAACCAUAUUUCCCCUAAAAGUACACAUCACAUGUGAGUCAGUUUUUAAGAUUUAUUCUUAAAUUUGAAAAAAAAAAAAGUUUUUUGAACAUAAAAAUCAAUUUAAAAGGUUUUAAAACAAAAGAUCACGAUACUUAUGUAAAUCGAUUUUUUUCUCCCACCCCUAAAAUUUUGAGUUGCACAACAAUACCAAAAAGAUAUCUGUGUCAGAAGAUAAUAGCUUAUAUCUGUAGAUAUAAAAUUCUUGCAGAUGUAACAUGCGUUCAUUUUAAUAACCAGCCUAAGUUAGUCAGAAAAUAUCGGCAUAUCAGAGAUCUGCAAAAAUCUAAUAUAGACAUGACACUUUGAGCUGCAUGUGUUGAUUAAAAACUGAUAUAUUGAUACUAAUAAUGAUAAAAAUCAUUAAAUAAUAAAAAUGCAGCUGCUCCAGUAGGAUAUUUAAAUGUUUUUCUCUUUGUCUAAUGUUCAUAUUUUCUCCGUCUCUUUCAUGAAUCAGGUAUCCAGGAGUACGUAGAGGCCGUCUCGUUCCUUCAUUACGUCCGACACCGCAGCCUCAUCAGCCUGGAAGAGAUCAACGCCAGACUGGUGUUCAUGAGAGCAGAGAAGGUACAAGGAUGACACUUCUCAGCAGGGAGCUUCUUCACUCCAGGGUUUAUAAAUCUGAACCAGUUAACGUACCACCCAAACAUGACCUCAGGUGUUUUUGAGGUCCACAGUAGAUCUGACUCCAUCUCUUCACUUCAGGGUUCAGCUGAAGUUCCCCCCCAGGGCACCCAGGUCCUGACCUUCCAGGUGACCCCCUCAGACUACCUGCUGGGCGUGGCCGACCUGACCGGGGAGCUGAUGCGGUUGUGCAUCAGCAGCGUGGGCAACGGCGACAUCGACACGCCCUUCCAGCUGAGCCAGUUCCUGCGGCAGAUCCACGACGGGUUCUCCUACAUCGGGAACACGGGACCUUACGAGGUGUCCAAGAAGCUGCACACGCUCCGCCAGAGUCUGGGGAAGGUGGAGGACGCCUGCUACACCCUGCGAGUCCGCGGCUCUGAGAUCCCCAAACACAUGCUGGCUGAUGUUUUCUCCAGUCGGAGCACGCUCAUCGACCCCGAGGAAGGGGUGGUUUGAUUUCUACACCUCAUCAGUGUUUUUUUCUAUGUUCUCUUUGUCGUUUUCUCCGGUUUCAUCCUGUGUGUGUUUUAAUGUUUGAUAUGUUUGCGGGUUAAAUUUCCAUUAUUACAAUAAAAGCUCUGUUAUAAUAGACAAUGGAUUUAUUCUGUGAUAAAGAUCUGAUGACUUCAGUUUCUCUGCAUGAAUAAAAGUUCUGUGCCAAAUCUGCCAGA